This is a messenger RNA of Symbiodinium necroappetens, 638 nucleotides long. NCBI's taxonomy places the organism in Eukaryota, Dinophyceae, Suessiales, Symbiodiniaceae. The record is from the annotation of a GenBank genome assembly.
AUGGGUGUGGGUCUUCCAGUACAGCGGGAAGGAUAUUGGACUCCUGCUGCCACGCCGGGGCAAUGUGACUUCUCCGUUCUUCGAUGUCGCAGUGCAGCUCAGUGUCCGAUGAAUGUGCUGGGCGGCUGUGCAGACGGACGCACCGGCAUGGCCUGCAACAAUUGUCAACAGGGGAGCUUCGCCACGGAAGAUGGCUCUUGUCAAAAGUGUCAAGCCGCUGAUGCCCUGCCUGCUACGAUUAUGGCCAUCGUGGCUUUGCUGAUACUGAUCCUACUUCUCUCGUCGAUCAACGCGGAUCUCAACCAACAGAGCCUUAGCAUCCUCACCGUCGCGGCGAUUGGCGGCCAAAUGGUCAUGGCGGUCCAGGCUCUUGGAUCGAUCCGGCAACUCACCGUGAAUUGGGUGCCGCCCGUGCACGACCUGAUACAGCUCACACAGUUGCUGACCUUCGACUUCGACAUCAUCCGCAUCUCCUGCGUCUACGGAGUGGACAGCCCGGUUUUGAAGUUCGUCAGCCAACUGCUGGCCUGUCCCGCCGGCUUCGGUAUCAUCCUCACUGCUUGGGGACUUGCCAAACUGAGGGGAAAGCAGAUGUCCUGGGACUCGGUCUUCAAUCUCUGCGGCGUGAUGAUGUUCGC